GAAACGCCAACAAACUCCUGUAAAGAAAGCCGUUAAUCUCAACUCAAUCGAUAAAAUAUCUGCCUUUUUUCUCACUUCUCAUCGGCCUAAAAACUAUACUUUUCAAAAACAUUUUUAAAGAGAUUCAAGAGUACAAGGUAUGCGAGGAUUUCAAGAAGAAAAGCGGUCACAUCAUUUAGAAGAUAGAAACGUAUAACUUAGAGAAAUUUAAUUCAAUGUAAAAGAUCCCAGAUCAAAKAGCAUCUCAACACCAACAACGACAGAAAAAAGACUUUUGAAUACUUUGGACUUUGGAACACAAGCUUAGUGYAAUUAUUUGGUCAGUGAACAAGAUCAUUGAAAAUAUUUGUCUUGUAACAAAGUUGCUAAAGACUGAAUUCCAGUAAGUCUUAAACAAAACGUUUAAUGGUUAGUGGAAAGGAGAAAGUGUAUUUCAAGUCAUUCAAYCUUCCAUGACAAUUUCAAGGAAUUUAAAGUGAAUAGGCAACUGAGAAUCACUUCGACAAAAGAAAGAGGAAACCAAGAUAAAGAACGAGAUACAAAAAUAUUUCCACCAGAGGAACCAAUACCUUGUAAACACAAACUGAAGUACAAAACCUGUUAUCAAGACAAACUAAGAAAASACAUUAAAAUGGAUCUCUUUUCAAACGAAGACAGUAAAAGAGAUUCUUUCCUGCCAUCGUUAGAURUGACAGCAUUUAGAAAUGGUCAACUCAGACUCCCUUCAGGUCGUCGAAGUAGUAUGCGACUACCAAGUCUUGGCUCAAUUAUCGAAUCAGAACAAGAGAGUCCAUCCUUUGACAGUAACGAUUCCGCUUUUGAAGAAUCGUCUCAAUUUACUUCUGGAAGAAGCUCAACUCUGGGUGGAGCGGAUAGCAACAUCAGCUCCUUAACGAAGACCAUUGUAUUGGAAGAAGACGAAGAAAAAGAUAUCGAAAAAAAAGUUAAACAAGAAUUUAAACAGGAAUUCCGCAACAUCAAAGCACAAACAAAGGAAAAACAGAGAACUUUAAGAAAACAAUUCAAAUCGAAGAUCAAUGCAGCGCGAUCAAAGCUUCUUCUUGCACGUGCGAACGCCGAGAAGGAAACAAUCGAGAAAUUACGAGAAGAAGCCGAGAAAAGAGAAGCAGCCAUCAUCAAUCAACGUAAAAAAAGGCGCAAUUCGACGAUAUUCAAGAAUGUGUCUGAAUUGUACACACCAGAGGAAAUGGCAGCGCUAAGAAAGGUUCGRGGUGAGUUAGACCGAGCGCGAGCACGAAGGCGAAGCACCAUCGCUACGUCAUUGAUUAUCUCAAGACACAAAUCAAUGAAAACAGGACCUGGACUUCUACCCGACUAUGAAGUGCGACGAAUGGAAAAAGAAGACGAAAUACAGAAAAUAGUCGAAGAYCUAAAGACAUUAGGGUUAGAUGAUGCAGCGAAGACCUUAACAGCAUCUUUAGAGAAUAAAAUGAGCUCUGAGGAACAACUCGUGGAGAAUCUUAAACAAGAAAGACAACAGGCGAAAUUGAAAGCCUUAGUAAAGAAGAACAUGGCUGUCGAYAAACUAAGAAAAAUWAAAAUAGAGGAGAAAGAGAUGCUUGAACGGGAGAGGCUUAAACGAGAAGCAGAAGAACGAGAGAGGCUGGAAAUAGAGCGAAGAAUUCGCGUCAUGAAUGCUUUAAAAAGAAAAGCUUUUAAUAUUGAUUUGAGGAAUAGCUUACUCCAUGCCAAGCUGACAACUAAAGUCUCGAGAGCAUAUACAUACUCGUACUUUGACUCACAACAAUGAUGCAGUCUAUUACUCAAUGGACUGCCACAGCCUGAUAAACUAUACGUACUAACUUAGAAUAGAAUAGAAUAGAAUAGAAUAGAAUAGAAUAGAAUAGAAUAGAAUAGACUAGAAUAGUUUAUUUU
Molecule: messenger RNA, 1896 nt
Organism: Exaiptasia diaphana
Lineage: Eukaryota; Metazoa; Cnidaria; Anthozoa; Actiniaria; Aiptasiidae
Product: calponin homology domain-containing protein DDB_G0272472
Exons: 1
Coding region: 632-1771 (379 amino acids)
Source: RefSeq, a predicted model, not a curated record